GACAGGCAGCUCAGCGCUUCUCGCGGCUGCUGCUGCUGCUGCUGCUUCGGCAGCGAUGUGCGCCUGAGCUGCCGCUCUGCCAGCCGGAUUUCCCCGAAGCCGCUUCUGCGCUCCUCCGGCGGAUGUCCCUGGAGCCUCGAGCGGCGCCGAAGAAAAAAUCUCUUCCUCAUCAUGACAGGAUUGCUAAAACGGAAACAUGAUGAAUUGGAAGAUGUUUCAUACAUCUCCACUUCAUCUUCGUCUUCUACUUUCUCAUCUUCCUCAGCUUUGUCAAGUUGGGAAUCGGACGAAGAAAACUCUCAAGGAGGCCUCCAGCCCUCUGUGGCCUUAAACAUGGAUUUCACCCCCACGUCCAUCCUGAAAAAAAACAAGCGGCAGAGGCGGAACAACGUCAAUUUCGACCGGGUCACCGUCUUCUACUUCCCGCGUUGCCAAGGAUUCACCUCCGUGCCUAGCUGUGGGGGCUGCACCCUGGGGAUGGCCAAGAGGCAUGGCUUCUCCCAGGAGUUCACUAUGUCGGAGUUUUGCGAACAGCAGAAUAUUGUCCGGCGUGAGAAGAUGAAGGACAAGCUGAAAGAAGAGAAACUGAAAGCCAUUAAAUUGAAACUGACCAUGAAUGGCAAGAAGCUGAUGAAGGAAGUCAGCCAGCUGACCACAGAGGACAUCUUGGUGGACGAUGAGGACAUCAGCCACAUGGAUCUGAGCAGCAGCUUCCUCCUCCAACCUUACACCACCAAGAAGAGAUGUGCCUUGCUCAAGUCCAUGGGAGUCAAGAAGAUUGAUAGGGAGGAGAAGUGGCAGUUGCAAAGGAUUCGUCUUUCUCGGGAAAAGUGUGGCUGUGACUGCCAGGGGUUUUGUGACCCCGAAACCUGCAGCUGCAGUUUGGCAGGAAUUAAGUGCCAGAUGGAUUACACUUCCUUUCCUUGUGGGUGCACUAGGGAUGGUUGUGGGAAUACAGAGGGGAGAACCGAGUUCAACCAAUCUCGGGUGCAGACGCAUUUCCUCCAUACGCUCAUGAGGCUGCAAAUGGAAGAGAACCAGCGAAACUGUGAUGAGCAUCUUGAGUCUGAGCUACAUUUCAGGGACCAUCUUCACCCGUUUGCCCAUCCGGUCGACAAGGCCGCCUAUGAAGAAAGACCCGUCUCGCUGAUGUCCAUCUUCAAGUUCAGCACCACCUUGGAGACCGUCGGCGAGAACAGCUGCAGUAGCAACAUGACCGACUCAUCGGUAUCAACCAACCAGAGUGAGGAUUUGGAAGAAAUGUUCGAAACUAAUCCAAAGUCACAAUCGGACAUCGAUGACAAUGGCCUGGCUCGGAUCCUCCACUUCAACGAUUCGGAUGGAGAAGAAGACAUCAAUAGCGUCGGCCACUGCCAGGAUAAUCUGAGUUCUUUCGACCCUUCCGAUUUCUUCAGCGUGCAUGUGGAAAACGAGUGUGCUACCAACCCUGUUGAAGAGAUAGGCUUCGGCAGUGGUUUUGGCUAUUUAACAAAUAUCGGUGAAUGUUUGGAUGAGAAUGCCAAUCAGGGACCAAGCGGUGUCCUUGAGGACAUCUCCGCUGGACAAGUCGAAGAAAGUGCCAGCUAUUCCCCAUCUUCCUUUGAAGAGCAGGACUCCAGGAGCUACAUGGACCUGAGUUUUUCCUCCGACCCUUUGGAUUUUUUCCACCCCUUUCCGGAUUACAACCUGGGACCUCUGUAUAACUCCUUGAGGGAGUAUGAGAAUGUGGACAACUGUACAGUUUUGCCAAAUCUCCCCAGCUUGUCUCAACCUGCCGAUCAGAACAGCUGCUUUCUGGAGUCCUUGAUUGGGUUGUCUGAAUCCAUCCCAGAAAUCCCUGCACCUUUUUCAGACAACCAGCUUCUUCUCGAAGAUGCCAUUAAAUCAUCUCUAGUGGAGACCAUGAAGGUUUAAGUUUUUAUACUUUUUUUUUCCCCAAUGCGUGUGAAAGGAAAAAGCGGACAGUUUCUUGUUUCCCUAUGGUGAAUAAACAUUCCUUUUCUGUGAGAUGCUGGAAAGAAGAUCUUUCUAAGCAGAUAAAUCAAUAUUGUUUUAUUUUGGACACUUUGUGGAGGAAAAAAAAAAGUGCUAAAGAUUUUUAUUUUAUUUUUGUUUUUUUUUACUAUUUGUGAAAAACCUUUUGAGAUCUUAAUGGCAUUUCAUGGGGGUGGGGUGGAAGGCGAAUUUUGCAAAUCCAAACUCAAUUUUCUUGCAUUUUGUAUAAGGGGAGAUGGGGAGACUUUGUAUAUCUUUAAGUUUGUGGAUUGCCCAGCACCUUCUGCAGACAUGCUGAAAUGUUUGUGGACAUUUUUUCGGCAAUUGCUCUGUGAGUUACAGAAGUAUAUUUAUUGUGCAAAUGAUUUGCUAUUGAUGAAAUGGGUAAACGUUUACAACCGGGGAAAUAAUUAUAUUAUUUGCAUUAUUUCUUUACUCCCCUAUUUAUUACAAAGGAUCACCCAUUUAAACAAGCUUCAACAAAGUAUGGGACUUUAUUUAAAAUAGUGAUAGCUUAUAUAUUAUGUACAAUCAUUUUCGUUUUGCAUAAUAUAUAUUAUUUAUUUGUCAAAGGCUUCUUGGUUAGGCUGUGGUCAGUUAAGGUGCUGAAAGGGAAAGAGAGAUAUAUUUGGCAGACCAGCCCUUGAGGAUUUAUUUUGCAUUAGGUAUCCCCUUACUUGGUCUCCCCUUCGCCUCUUUUGGAUUGAACACCAAGAUGAUGACCCUUUAAGCUGUAUC
This is a messenger RNA of Pseudonaja textilis, 2733 nucleotides long. NCBI's taxonomy places the organism in Eukaryota, Metazoa, Chordata, Lepidosauria, Squamata, Elapidae. The record is from RefSeq and is a predicted model, not a curated record.